Molecule: messenger RNA, 3297 nt
Organism: Penicillium macrosclerotiorum
Lineage: Eukaryota; Fungi; Ascomycota; Eurotiomycetes; Eurotiales; Aspergillaceae
Product: bifunctional cytochrome P450/NADPH--P450 reductase
Exons: 6
Coding region: 1-3297 (1098 amino acids)
Cellular component (GO): cytosol
Molecular function (GO): flavin adenine dinucleotide binding; aromatase activity; iron ion binding
Source: RefSeq, a predicted model, not a curated record
AUGAGUGCAUCCAAGGAGAUCCCUAUUCCUGGCCCCAAAGGGGUCCCGAUCUUGGGAAACAUCUAUGAUAUCGAGCCUGAAGUCCCACUCAACAGCAUCGAUUUGCUGGCCGACAACUAUGGUCCUAUCUUUCGGCUCACAACUUUUGGCUCACCACGAGUAUUCGUCAGCUCCCAUGAGCUAGUCGACGAGGUCUGCGAUGAAGAGCGCUUUGGAAAAGUGGUCACGCAGGGGCUGAAGGAGAUCCGGAAUGGAACUCACGAUGGCCUCUUCACCGCUAAUUAUCCUGGCGAGGAGAACUGGGCCAUAGCGCAUCGCGUCCUGGUCCCUGCAUUUGGACCACUUAUGAUCCGUGGCAUGUUUGAUGACAUGUAUGAUAUCGCCGGUCAGUUGGUUAUGAAAUGGGCGCGACAAGGUCCCAAUGUCCCGAUCACCGUUACCGAUGACUUUACUCGCCUGACGCUCGAUACUAUUGCGCUAUGCGCAAUGGGCACUCGUUUCAACUCCUUCUACCAUGACGAUAUGCACCCCUUCGUCGAGGCAAUGGUGGGGUUGCUCGCGGGCUCAGGCAACCGGGCUCGGCGUCCCGCUUUGCUCAACAACUUGCCGACCAGUGAGAACUCCAAGUAUUGGAACGAUGUCACCUACCUUCGCAAUUUGUCCCAGGAGCUAGUGGAUUCUCGGAAAAACAACCCAGAGGAUAAGAAAGACCUUCUCAAUGCGCUUAUCCUGGGCCGUGAUCCUGUGACUGGCAAGGGCAUGACUGAUGACUCGAUUGUGGACAAUAUGAUCACUUUCCUGAUUGCUGGUCAUGAAACUACCUCUGGCAUGUUGUCAUUCCUUUUCUACUACUUGCUCAAGACCCCGCACGCCUACAAGAAGGCGCAAGAAGAGGUAGACCGCGUAAUUGGUCGACGCAAAAUUACAGUGGAGGACAUGUCCAAGCUGCCUUACAUCACAGCAGUCAUGCGUGAAACCUUGCGCUUGAAGCCGACCGCUCCUAUGAUCGCUAUCCAUGCCCACCCUACCAAGAACAAAGAAGAUCCUGUCACGUUGGGAGGCGGAAAAUAUGUUCUUCAAAAGGAUGAGCCCAUUGUACUUCUCUUAGGCAAGAUGCAGCGCGACCCGAAGGUAUAUGGUCCUGAUGCCGACACAUUCAAACCAGAGAGAAUGCUGGAUGAGAACUUCGAGAAGCUGCCUAAAAACGCAUGGAAGCCAUUUGGCAACGGAAUGCGUGGCUGUAUCGGACGCCCAUUUGCAUGGCAAGAAGCGCUUUUGGUUGUUGCAAUACUGCUUCAGAACUUCAACUUUCAGAUGGAUAAUCCUAGCUAUGACCUGCGUAUUAAGCAGACUCUUACCAUCAAGCCCAAGGACUUCCAGAUCAGGGCAUCCCUGCGUCAAGGGCUUGACCCGACAAAGCUUAGCCUAUUUCUGAGUGGCACAACUGGUGCGAUUGACUCAGCGAAUGUCGCCGAUCGGGAGCGAAAGCCAAGGCCGGCUCAGGUAAAUGGCAAGCUAAAGCCCAUGCACAUCUUCUACGGAAGUAACACCGGCACCUGUGAAGCCUUUGCCCGCCGACUUGCAGAUGACGCUGUUGCAUAUGGAUAUGCGGCACAGACCAGUUCUUUGGAUUCCGCAAUGCAGAAUAUUCCUAAGGACGACCCUGUCGUCUUUAUCUCUGCAUCUUAUGAGGGUCAACCUCCAGACAACGCAGCCCAUUUUUUUGAAUGGCUUAGUGCGCUCAAGGGAGAUAGCUUGGACGGUGUCAAUUAUGCUGUGUUUGGUUGCGGUCACCAUGACUGGGCAUCCACAUUCCACCGUAUCCCCAAGGCAGUGAAUGAGCUUAUUCUUGAAAAUGGGGAAACCGUCUUUGCGAUAUCGGCCUGGCCGAUGCCGCUAAUUCGGACAUCCAAGUUUGGAGGCAGUCCUGACAAGACAACCAAAUCCAAAUCUUCACUCCAGGUAGAUGUCACAUCAGGAAUGCGCGCCUCUACUCUUGGCCUACAGCUCGAAGAAGGCUUUGUGGUUGAAAACAAGCCCCUAACGCAGCCAGGAGUUCCCACAAAGCGCCUUGUCCGCUUCAAGUUACCAUCUGAAAUGACUUAUCAGUGUGGUGAUUACUUGGCUGUGCUACCUGUGAACCCAAACCCCGUUGUGCGUCGUGCAAUUAGCCGUUUUGACUUGCCAUGGGAUGCAGUAUUGCGUGUGCAAAAACCCUCAUCAGGCUCCAGCGCGCCGCCGGCAAUUCCUGUCGACACACCAAUCUCGGCGCUUGAGCUCUUCUCCACAUAUGUCGAGCUAUCCCAGCCUGCAUCGAAACGUGACUUGAACAUUCUUGCAGAUGCUGUUUUUGAGGACGCAGAGGUACAGGCCAAGCUGCGCUACCUAGCUUCUAGUCCCAGUCUAUUCACAGCCGAGAUUGUGCAGAAGCGUCUUAGUCCGCUGGACCUUUUGAUGCGUUAUCCGGCGAUCAAGCUGUCCAUUGGAGAUUUCCUGGCUAUGCUGCCUCCCAUGCGUGUCCGCCAGUAUUCAAUCUCAUCUUCUCCGCUCUCCGAUCCUUCUGAAUGCUCAAUCACUUUCUCAGUGCUUGACGCACCCGCCAUGUCCUCUGAUCCUGGCAACGAAACCCCCGAGAAGUAUCUUGGAGUGGCUUCAAACUACCUCUCCGAGCUUCAACCCGGUGAGCGCGCGCACAUCUCUGUUCGGCCAUCUCAUUCGGGAUUCAAACCUCCCGUCGAUCUCGGAACUCCGAUGAUCAUGGCUUGUGCAGGCAGUGGCCUCGCACCCUUCCGUGGAUUCGUGAUGGACCGUGCCGAGCGCAUCCGUGGACGGCGCAGCUCCAUGAACGCUGAUGAUGCCUCGGAAAGUGACCAGCCCGCAAGAGCUAUCCUGUAUGUCGGCUGCCGCACCAAACAUCAGGACGACAUCCAUGCCGAUGAACUGGCCGAAUGGGCUGCACAAGGUGCUGUGGAUGUUCGAUGGGCAUACAGUCGUCCCUCCGAUGGCACAGAAGGCAAACAUGUCCAAGAUCUGAUGUUGGAGGAUCGCGAAGAACUCGUAGCCCUUUUCGAGAAGGGUGCGAACAUCUACGUCUGCGGCAGCACCGGCGUGGGGGGCGGUGUUCGCGAUGCAUGCAAAACUAUGUAUUUGGAGCGACGACGUGAGAGAAUCAAUCAAGCAAAGGAGACCGGGGAGGAGUUGAGCUCGGAAGCAGAGUUAGAUGAGGAUAGUGCGGCAGAUCGGUUCUUCGACCGACUUCGGACCAAGGAGCGAUACGCGACCGAUGUCUUCACUUAA